UGUGUCCUUCGUAUAGAAAUCACCUCUGUUCUAGUCACCAGCCAAAAUGAUGGAAGAAGUGUCUAUUGCGGUUGCCUACGAUGCUUAUAUUAUUGACCAAAUGUCAGAGGAGGAAAUCUUGGCUAGUCUGGUGGCGGAGUCCUUACCCAAACAACUGGCACCAUAUUUAAAGCCAAAGCUGGGAUAUAACCAAGAUCAAACAGAAGAUCCACUUGACAAAUACCAAAGAGAAAACCGUAAGCUUCAUGAGGCCAGUUUACGUCUGGAGCAGGAGAACGAUGACCUUGCACAAAAACUGGUCACCAGCAAGAUUGCGCUGAGAACCGCGUUAGACCAGACGGAGGACCAGGUGGAUGAAUUGACCAAAGAGCUGCUUCAAACCAAACAACUUCUGAAAAUGACGGAGGAAGAGAAACGGGAGAAGGAAGAGGAAGCCUCACAGCUGAAGGAGAUGUUUAGGAAAGAGUUGGAAAAAGCAGAAUCAGGAUUAAAGAGAUCAAACAACAUAAUCAAUGACUACAAACAGAUAUGCGCUCAGUUGAAUGAUAAACUUGAAAAGCUGAAAAGUCAAAGAGAUGAAGAACUCGCUGUUAUCAAGAGCGCGAUGCAGGAGUGUCCACAGUGCAGUCACAUCUUCAGCAGGGAUGGAUCCAUUCAGUUGUUUGUCAAGAGUGAGGAGAGCUCAGCUCAGAAUGAGGUCCAGGCUUCUCUCAGACAGCAGGUUCAGUUGGAGAGAGAGUUAGCGCAGACCAAACUACAGACGGUCCAGUCUGAAUGCAAGAUCCAGGAGCUCGAGCACCAGAAUACGCUUCUGGUAAAUGAACUUCAGGCUGCUAAGAACACGUGGCUCAAGAAGACGCUGGGCUCCAUCAGGACCGUCACCAGCAGCCAUCAGAGCUCCCCUCAAACAGAUCUGGCCUGGUGCUACACACACAACCCUCACUCCAGCUGGGUCACCAGAAGACUCUCAUGGGCCUAUCCAGAUGGAAGAGCUGCCAAAGUAUGAACAAGGAAACACGUAUCCAGGAGAAGAAACUAUUUCAUGAGCCUCGUGAAUGAUGAAAAGGCUUUUCACCCAGCUGGGAGAACAAACCCAUACGGAUUAAAACAGUGAGAACGUUUCUCAUCAGAGGAUGAGUGCAUGACUGCAAGAACCAAUAUAUGCCCCUCUAUGGUUAAUUGGGCAGAUUUGGAAGUGCAUAUGAGUUCCUUUGGGCGAUAAACCUGCGACCUUAGUAUUGUCAACACCAUCACUA
Triplophysa dalaica is the source of this 1256-nucleotide messenger RNA. It is a transcript of the gene rabgap1l2, whose product is annotated as RAB GTPase activating protein 1-like 2. The coding region runs from base 47 to 1006 and encodes 319 amino acids. NCBI's taxonomy places the organism in Eukaryota, Metazoa, Chordata, Actinopteri, Cypriniformes, Nemacheilidae. The record is from RefSeq and is a predicted model, not a curated record. The transcript has 8 exons.